AUGUUGAGGAGCUUCGAAGAAACGGAAAAGCUCAACACCAAACCGAAAGUUGAUCAGGUAAUGAAAGCUGAGUUUCCUUCGCAAACAAUGACAUGUUAUGGCUGCGGGAAAAGAGGGCAUUUAGUCAGAGAGUGCCCUGCUAAGAGCGAGAAGAAGUGGUGUAACUAUCACAAAAGUACAACACACUCGGAUAGCACCUGCAGAAGUCAGCAAAAGAGCAAAGACCAAACCAAACAGGUGUCGGAGAAAGAAAACACCUCUAAAGAUGAACAUUCAUUUGCAUUCAAAGUUAACGACGAAGCAACAGGGAAAAUCAAUCGAAUGGGAAUGUUGGUUGACACAGGUGCCACUUCUCACAUUGUUACUACUGAUAUUUUAAAGCAAAUAGACAUGACAUUUAAACCAUCAAAACAUUACAUUGAACUGGCUGAUGGCACACGAGCCAGUAAUAUUGCAUUGAAACGAGGGGAUGCUGAAGUGUUUCUGAAAGAUACAAAUGGAAAAUGUGUGAAAACGGUGCUGAAAAACGCCUUAUAUAUACCAUCCUAUCCUCAAGAUAUUUUCUCAGUGAAGGCAGCCACAUCAAAUGGAGCCGAGCUUCGAUUUGCCCAAGAUACUGGUGAGCUAACCCUUGAAGAUGGUACCAUUGUUGAAAUUGAAGAACAUGGACGAUUGUACUAUUUGACUUCCAUAGACAGUCAUGAGAACGAUAGCGUAAGUGAAGUAGAUAAAGUAAAUCUCUCGUAUGAUAUUAACACAUGGCAUGAAAUCCUAGGGCACUGCAAUUUUGAAGAUAUUAUAAAACUACAGGGGGUAGUUAAGGGCAUGAAAUUCUCAGGUAAAAUUGAGUCAUCUAAGUUAGGUUGUAAUACAUGUGUAGAAGGAAAAUUUGUAAACAGCAGGAGUAGGAUUCCUGAUGCAAGAUCUCAAAAAUCAUUGGAGAAAGUGCAUGUGGAUUUGGCAGGUCCAGUUUCUCCUGUAUCAAGAGAGGGGUUUAAGUACUGCAUAGCUUUUACUGAUGAUUUCUCAGGAGCAGUAUUUGUUUACUUUGUGAAAUGUAAAAGUGACACCUUUGUAGCAACAGAGAAAUUUCUAGCAGACAUCACUCCUUAUGGCAAGGUAAGUUGCAUCCGUUCUGACAAUGGCUCAGAAUUUACAGGUAAGGCGUUUCAAACACUACUAAGGGAGCGUGGCAUAAAACAUGAAACUUCUGCUCCCUACUCGCCACACCAGAAUGGCACCGCCGAAAGGCACUGGCGCACAUUGUUCGAAAUGGGCAGAUGUCUUCUUCUUCAAUCAGGGUUACCCAAAACUCUCUGGCCCUAUGCAAUUCAAACCGCAGCUCACAUUAGGAAUAGAUGUUUUAAUAAGAGAACAAAGAUAACACCCUACUUUAGCCUUACUGGGAAAGUACCUGAUCUUUCUAAAAUGUGGAUCUUUGGAUCUGAAUGUUUUGCUUACGAACAGGAGCAUAAGAAAUUAGACUCAAGAUGCAGCAAGGGGGUAUUUGUGGGAUACGACAAAAAUAGCCCUUCUUACCUAGUGUACUACCCAAAAAAUGGGAAAAUCAUGAAACAUCGACUCAUUAGAUUCAUCAAGAAAUGUAGUGUAGAACAGCACACACAAACUGAUGAGUCCAGCAGGGAUUGUGAUGUACAUGAGAAAUCUGACCAUGAUACUAGAUCAGACUUAGAUAGUAUGAGCCUCCCUGUUUUAAGUGCAAUGCCGCCAAAUACAGUGCCUGAUGAGGAGCCUAAGGAUAGUGAGGGAAGGCAUUGCAACCAUACUGAGAAUGACAGUGAGACAAAACGGUAUCCUCAAAGAGAAAGGAACCCUCCCAGAUACUUAGAAGAGGACACCCUCCUCCCUAAGAAUGCCGAUUGUGCCCACAUUAGUGUAGAUUACUGCUACAAAGUUUGUGGAUUACCACAAAAUUACACAGAAGCCAUGGGAUCACCUCAAGCUAGGGAGUGGGAGCAAGCAAUGAAGGAAGAGAUCAGCUCUCUGAAGGAAAAUGAUACUUACGAAUUAUCAACUUUACCAGAAGGUAAAGCUUCAGUAGGGGGAAAAUGGGUGUACACAACCAAACAAGAUCAGAAUGGCAUAGAGUCCUUUAAGGCCAGAUAUGUAGCGAAGGGUUACAGCCAGGUAAAGGGUAUAGAUUGUCAAGAAACUUUCGCCCCAACAGCCAGUAUUACUUCAAUUAGGGUCUUAAUGCAGUUAGCAGUAAAACAUGAUCUUGUUGUCCACCAGAUGGACGUUAAAACUGCAUAUCUGCAUGCCCCCAUUACUCAAGAGUUAUACAUAGACCAGCCACAAGGGUUUGAAGAGGUUUCAGAGAGUGGUGAGAGGUUAGUAUAUAGGCUAAAGAAAUCGCUAUAUGGUCUAAAACAAUCAGGUAGAAAUUGGAACAUAUUGUUACACGAGCAUUUAGCAAAUGACGGUUUUGUCAGAAACCAUGCUGAUCACUGUGUAUAUAAGAAACAAGUUGAUGAUAAAAUUGUUAUCGUCAUUGUUUGGUUUGAUGACCUAAUCAUAGCUUCAGAUAGUAUGCAGUUAAUGGAAGAAUUUAAAGAAAGUAUGAAGACACAAUUUAAGAUGAAAGAUCUAGGUAGAAUCACUUUCUUCCUUGGAAUGGAUUUUAAGCAAAGCAAGGGUGAAAUAAAAAUUAAUCAGAAAAGAUUCAUUCUUAAAAUACUAGAGAGAUUUGGAAUGAUAGACUGCAAGCCCAGGUUAACCCCAUGUGAGCAACGAUUAGAAUUUAACUGUGGUGAAUUGACCAACGCCAGACAGUAUAGAGAAAUGAUAGGAAGCCUAAUUUAUGCCAUGACCUGUACAAGGCCUGAUUUAAGUUGGAUUGUAAGCAGACUGUCUCAAACUCUGUCAAACCCCAGAACGGGAGAUUUAAUUGCUGCCAAACAUGUCCUAAGGUAUCUAAAGGGUAUCGUGGAUUAUGAACUCUGCUUUAAGAAAUCUGAUGCUGACUUGCAGCUCACUGCUUAUAGUGAUUCAGAUUGGGCCUCUUGCCUGGAAGACAGGCGAAGUACUACAGGUUACUGUUGUACUCUAACUGAAGGAGGACCACUGAUUUCAUGGAAGUCGAGAAAGCAACCAACGGUUGCCAUUUCCACUUGCGAAGCUGAAUAUGUAGCUUUAGCAAAUACAGCCCAAGAGUGUUUGUAUCUAACUCAAUUGUUAAACGGUAUGUAUAAGAAAGUACAUCAGAGUAUGAAGGUAAGUGUUGAUAACCAAGGGGCAAUUGCACUAAGUAAGAACCCAGUUAACAGACAACGUUCUAAGCAUAUUGACAUAAAGUACCACUUUUUACGUGAAAUGUAUGUUAAAGGCAUGAUCGAUAUUGUAUAUUGUCCUACCCAAGAUAUGGUAGCUGAUAUCCUAACAAAGCCACCCACAAAAUGUAAACUAGAUAAUUUUAAAAGUAUCGUGUUCGGUUGUGGUAAUUAGUUUAUAUUCUGAUAACAAGUGAGGGUGUUGAGUUCAAUAUAAAACUGUACGUUAUCCAAAUAUUAGUAUGACGUAAUACUGAGAGACAAAUGCAUGAUGG
This is a messenger RNA of Paramuricea clavata, 3565 nucleotides long. The record is from the annotation of a GenBank genome assembly. NCBI's taxonomy places the organism in Eukaryota, Metazoa, Cnidaria, Anthozoa, Malacalcyonacea, Plexauridae.